AUGAAACCGUACAUCUAUGUUCCUUAUGUAGAAGCCCUCUUCCAAACUUUAGUCCUAUACUUCAGAGGUACUACACGGUAUUGCUCGGUGAAUACGCAUGAAAAAGGUGAACAGGGAAGAGUAGAUGACUUGUGGAGUGUGCUGUAUAUGCUCGCUGAGAUGCGCGGCAGUUUACCAUGGUCUAAUCUAAGGGAAAAGAAAGAUAUCAACGAGUCAAAAAAGCAGACUUCCCAUGAGACGUUAUUGAGGAACAGCCCUGUUCAAUUUGUAAAGAUUGCACGACAUCUCGACUCGUUAAACUACUACAGUCAUCCCGAUUAUGCUUUAAUACAUGGCCUGUUUAUGGAGAUAAUGAAAGCCGGAAAAUUCAAGUUCACGGACCCCUUUGACUGGGAACCAAAGGACAAGAAGGCGAAACUGACGGUAGUGAGUACAUCGACGGCUGUAAAUAGGGAUGUGAGCCAAGCACCAGCAAGCGUCGACCUACCGCUAUCCGUUAGUGACGGCAAGAAAUUUGCAACUUGGAGCAAAUCUCUAACCAAAAAAGCAACUCCUGAAAACCCUUUCCCAGCUCAGUGGUUCACAACAAAUCCACUUGGCUUCUAG
This is a messenger RNA of Cooperia oncophora, 606 nucleotides long. The record is from the annotation of a GenBank genome assembly. Lineage: Eukaryota; Metazoa; Nematoda; Chromadorea; Rhabditida; Trichostrongylidae.